Molecule: messenger RNA, 246 nt
Organism: Cavenderia fasciculata
Lineage: Eukaryota; Evosea; Eumycetozoa; Acytosteliales; Cavenderiaceae
Exons: 1
Coding region: 1-246 (81 amino acids)
Source: RefSeq, a predicted model, not a curated record
AUGGCCAUCGCAGAAAAUUAUAAUCUGCAUCUGGACAUUGGUGGAGAGGGACACAGUGCCAAAGAUAACAGUGGUUUCGACUUGGCGAUCAAUGUCAAUAUCUCCACAGAAACCACCUUUGAAGUGGUUGGUGAGAAUGGUUUUCCCGAUCACGAACCAUUCCCUACAACAUUGUCCUUAUUGAUUGGACAAAGAGCAUUCCUCACCGCGAUUCGACCGUCAAUUACAUCACUGUCCAAAGCAUGA